CAGGUUUUAUAUACAGUCUAUGGUACAGUUGUUAGCUCAAUUAUUUGCAAAAAGUUUUUAAAAAUGCAUGAGAGACAGGCACGAAGAGAGGAAGGGGGCCACAGAGACUGCUUAUGUGUAGGGCCCAGAAUUUUGUGCAACGCUUCUGGAUAGGAGAGAUGUUUGUAGCUCCUGUUAAGCUUUUCCACUAUUUAGAGCCUUAGAGCUCAUUGCUGUUGAAAAGAGGCUUUUAUUGUGAAAACCUUCGCACCGGACGUCUUGUUGUCCUUAGCGGAAACGAGCCUGUUAGCUUCAGGAAAUCAGUAGGAGGAAAAAGCUUUCCUUUCUGUAAUCAAACCUGUUCAGCACUGAGUCUAACCUAUAUCGGCGCAGCAACAAACUGCAGCCAAUGGACCCUCGGAUUAUAAUAUUGAAUCUGCGGUUUGUUCAUCGAUAGUACGCCCGGUUGCCGAGACGCCGGGCUGGGCCGGAACCAGAACCAGGCCCGGACGGACGGACGGACAUAACCAGCGACACCGGCGGGCUGGUGUGUGUCUGUGGGAGUUGGCAUGCUCUCUGUAGGGGAAGUGUAAUCACCGUGACUUGCUGUCUGUAGCUAACUUAGACAGCAAGUUCUCCGAUGAGUCCCCGGUACUUCAUCAGAUCGGGUGUGAAGGCUUGAGGCUCGAGCAUGGCACAGAGCUAACGUUAGCUAACGCCAGAGUCAACGGACAUCAACUUUUACUCGCUAACUACCAAGGCAACGUAAGAAAAAACAACGAGUAUGAGCGCCACACCUGGGUUUGUGUGAACGAGGAGUCAUUGUAUAUCACCGAACAUUUGCCAGCUCGCUUGUUAGCUCUUUAAAAGGCCGGAUAAAUGUUUCUGGAGCGAGUAUAGCGGUGUAGCUAAGUCAUUAGCAGCUGUUAGCCUGCCUCGACCGCCCCAAUGAAAGAAUACAAAGUGGUCGUGCUGGGCAGCGGUGGCGUCGGUAAGUCCGCGUUGACCGUCCAGUUUGUCACCGGCACCUUCAUCGAGAAAUACGACCCGACCAUCGAGGACUUUUACCGAAAGGAGAUUGAGGUUGACUCGUCUCCUUCCGUGCUGGAGAUUCUCGACACGGCGGGGACGGAGCAGUUCGCCUCCAUGAGAGAUCUGUACAUAAAGAACGGACAGGGGUUCAUCCUGGUCUACAGCCUGGUCAACCAGCAGUCAUUCCAGGACAUCAGACCAAUGCGAGACCAAAUAGUGCGAGUGAAGCGCUUUGAGAAGGUGCCGUUGAUCCUGGUCGGGAACAAAGUCGACCUGGAGUCUGAGCGUGAGGUGGCUGGGUCAGAUGGACGAGCUCUGGCUCAAGAGUGGGGCUGCCCUUUUAUUGAAACUUCUGCCAAGAGCAAGACUAUGGUGGACGAGCUGUUCGCAGAGAUCGUCCGACAGAUGAAUUAUUCCACGCUGCCGGAGAAGCAGGAGCAGUGCUGCACAGCCUGUGUGGUACAGUGAGGAAAAGAUACAUCCCUUAUCUGGGUCACCACAAGGAUUUUGAUGAACCAUGAACCCGGGGACGACCUGACUUUUGAUCCAACACACAAAAACUUACCACAGUUGGUAAAGUUUCUGUUUUAAGGCGGUUUUUGACUGUCUGUCACAGAGCUUCUGACAGGAAAGACGUCAGUCCUAUUUUUGAUAUCAUAUGUGUUAGAAGACAUUUCUGCUGCAACCUUAACGGCCUUUGCAAUGACCCGGGAUGGAGUCAGACAGACUUUAAAUAAGCAAGAACGGCCAUCUGUGAAUUUCACCCCCCCCCUUUUUUUUUUUUGUCGGACGUGAAAUAAUAAGCAGGAGUGUUUGUGAGGUUACAGCGUCUUUUUAAAGCUGCUUUAAUCACUAUUAUAUACUUUUAUUAUUACUUGUAUUAUGUCUCUCAAGUUUGGAAUUUGACAAAGUAUUUCAUAAUAUUGAAACAUUUUGACUUUUAAGCAUGCAUACAUUGACCAGUUUGCUGCCCAGGUAUACUGCUCUCUUUAUUUUGAACUGACACAAACUACAGCAGUGUUUACUGUGACUUUUUUUUUAGCUUGAGGAAACUUGGACAGGAUGUGCGACUUUGUGUGUUAAACCUGUAACAUUUACAUCAAGUCACUUGAUCCACCAAUCCGCUUUGCUGCCCUGUGCUUCAAGCAUUUAUCUUUUUAUCACCGCAGUAGCCUGAAGCAGCUAAACUCACCUGACAGAAUGCAUGCUCGAAAUUGAAAAUGUUCUACUAAAUCAACUUGAGGUGAUAAGGAAGAGUCAUUUUACUGUUUUUAGCCUGAAUCCUGUCAAAAUUUCUAAGGCAUUUAUCGCUUGGACGCAGGUCUUCCAUUUUCAGUUUUCUCGAGGAGUCUCUGUGGGAGAAUGAUUUUGGAACGACCAAAGGAAGCUCACAGUGCAUAUUUGUGUUUGACUACAUGACGUGUGUUGCUUAACAUUCAGGAGACGCUGAUUUCUUGUCAUCAAUAACUCCCGCUACGAUGUGGUUUGAUAAAAGUUCUGGCACAGUUAAUCAGAUUUAACUUUGUAUUUUUCUUUUUCUUAUAGUAACCUAUUUAUUAAAAACUAAUGACAUGGGUAGCCAGUUUUAAACUUUUGAUUUUAUACUAGUUUUUCGCUUUUUGUGACUUUUCAGGAUAAAUGGUACAUUGUUUUUUGAAGUUGAGGAUUUAACAGAGCCUUAAAUAAUUUCUGUCUCACCUUGGUCUCAUGUUUCUUUCUUUUCCUCAAAGAUAAACAGCCGUCGUUAUUUGGUAAUAAACUUGCUGGCCUUUCUGCCUUUGUCAUGGG
Micropterus salmoides (largemouth bass) is the source of this 2799-nucleotide messenger RNA. It is a transcript of the gene rap2c, whose product is annotated as RAP2C, member of RAS oncogene family. The coding region runs from base 928 to 1479 and encodes 183 amino acids. Gene Ontology annotation, cellular component: plasma membrane. The transcript has 3 exons. NCBI's taxonomy places the organism in Eukaryota, Metazoa, Chordata, Actinopteri, Centrarchiformes, Centrarchidae. Gene Ontology annotation, biological process: Rap protein signal transduction; negative regulation of cell migration. The record is from RefSeq and is a predicted model, not a curated record. Gene Ontology annotation, molecular function: GTP binding; GDP binding; GTPase activity.